UAGAAGCCGAAGCCAACGGCGUGUUCACGGCUCACGUGUCUCGGUUACUUUAUUUUCGCGCUUUUUUUUACAUUCGCGAGUGACAAUAAAAUAAUUUGUUAUAAAAUCAUACUUUUUAAUCACACUAUAGACGUCUCUGCAAGACUACAAUUAUGAUUGUACACGAAAGUUCUGCGAAAAGAAUCAAAUCUUUGGAAAAAUACAGAGACAGCAAAGCCAAAGAGGAUAAGUCCGAGAUGUCGGAGUUGAAGCAAAGCGAUAAUGUCGAAGAGGACGAGGACGAUCAUCAUAUAGGUACAAAAGAAAGUGAGGGCUCGGGAUCGGAAAAUGAGAAAACAACGGGCAACGCAAACGCCGGUUGGGCGGAUGUUAUGCAAAAAAUCUUAAAGACUAAAAAACCCAAAAGGAAAAAAUCUAUAGUGCUCUCCAAGGCAAAAAAGUUGAAUGAAGUAAAACAUAAAGAAAUUGUUGAAACCGUACCGUUUGAAAUUGAAACAGAAACUGGUGAGGUAAAGAAAGAAAUUGUACCAAAAGUAGAAAAAAAAGAGGAUAAAAGCGAAGCAACACCUCUAAAAAGGAAAAGAAAAGACACCCAACUCGGAAUCAGAGUGAAGCCAUCAAUAAAGGAUCGGGAAAGGGAAAAGAUGCUUCAAAAAAUAGCUACCAUGGGCGUUGUACAGCUGUUUAACGUAGUAAAACAGCAACAAAUUGAUAUUGAUAAGAAAUUAGAUGAAGUUGGUCCUUUGGAAAGAAAGCGAGAGCAGGUACUCAAGAGCAUCGAUAAACGAGCGUUUUUGGAUGUCCUUAUGGGAGGCUCCAAAAGUAUUACAGUCGAUGAUCCAACAAAGAAUACCAAGGUCGAAAGCACCGAAAAUAAUGAAAACGACAAAGUUUGGAGCGUGCUUCGAGAUGAUUUUGUAAUGGGCGCUAAGCUCAAGGACUGGGACAAAAAAGCACCUGAGGACGACAACGAAUCUACGUCGUCAGAAGAGAUGGACAGUGAUUAGAUGAGUUUAAAAAUU
Molecule: messenger RNA, 1022 nt
Organism: Venturia canescens
Lineage: Eukaryota; Metazoa; Arthropoda; Insecta; Hymenoptera; Ichneumonidae
Product: RRP15-like protein
Exons: 4
Coding region: 153-1007 (284 amino acids)
Biological process (GO): maturation of 5.8S rRNA; maturation of LSU-rRNA
Cellular component (GO): preribosome, large subunit precursor
Source: RefSeq, a predicted model, not a curated record